ACGCUGCUUCAUCCAUUUUUCCAGUCUCAUUCUCUCUCUCUCUCUCUCUCUCUCUCUCUCAACCCACAAUUCCAAUUCCCUCCCUCAAAUGCCAAUUUCUCAAUCCCUUUGAUUUUCUGUUAUCUUUUUUUCUCUACACUGCUUUUGACCUAAAUCCCCUUCUUUACUAACAUCCUAGAUUGCUUUCGGACCCAAUUUCAGGACCUCCGCUGCUUCGAAUCUCGUGGUGCUUAAUUAUCAUCGAUCACGGAGUUUUGAUUUACAGCCCUCUGGGUUUAGUGGGUCUGAAGGGGUGGUGGUGGUGAUUGUGAAGGUACACUACACUGCAUGUUUGAGAAUUAAGGGGAGGGUUCCUCUGCUCUGCUGUGGAGGAUACCCGUGGCAGAGAAGUGAUUUUGAUAUAGCUUUUUGUGGCUUUGGAGAGUGCUUUUGAAUUGUGGGGUGUCGAAUUUCAGAGGAAAUGUUUGCUCCAGUAGCUGAAACAGGAUUUGAGGGUAGUGGAGUGUCAGGACCCAUUUUGAUUCCAAAGCGGUUUGUUUGGCCUUAUGGGGGAAAAAGGGUAUAUCUAAGUGGUUCUUUCACGAGAUGGUCAGAACAUAUACUAAUGUCUCCUAUGGAGGGAUGCCCUUCAGUCUUUCAAGUUACUUGCCCUUUAAUGCCUGGAUAUCAUCAGUACAAAUUUAAUGUCGAUGGUGAGUGGCGCCACGAUGAGCAGCAACCAGUUGUAAGUGGGAACUAUGGAGUAGUUAAUACUAUUUAUUUAGGGCGAGAACCAGAUAUGCACACCAUUUUGAGUUCUGAAACACCUGGUAGAUCUCACAUGGAGGUUGAUAGUGUUAUCUUUGGGCAUGUGGAGGCUAAUCCAAGUAUGUCAGAUUCUGAUCUUGAGGUCUCUCGCCACCGUGUAUCUGAAUUCUUGUCUACACAUACUGCUUACGAGUUACUUCCAGAUUCAGGGAAGGUAGUUGCCUUGGAUAUAAAUUUACCAGUUAAGCAAGCAUUUCAUGUGCUUUAUGAACAGGGCAUAUCUAUUGCUCCUCUAUGGGAUUAUUGCAGGAGCCAGUUUGUUGGAGUGCUCAGUGCAAUGGAUUUCAUUCUAAUGUUGAAAGAGCUGGGAAAUCAUGGAUCAAAUCUGACUGAAGAACAACUUGAAACUCAUACAAUAGCAGCCUGGAAAGAGGGAAAACUACAGCAUCAUAGAACACUUAGUAGUAACGGGGGAUCAUAUCCUUGGCGUUUUGUUUAUGCUGGACCUCAUGAAUGUCUUAAAGUAGUUGCUUUGAAAGUUCUGCAAAACAAAGUGUCAACAGUUCCUAUCAUCCAUUCUUCUGCAGAUGAUGGUUCAUUUCAUCAGCUGCUACACCUGGCUUCCUUAUCAGGAGUUCUAAAAUGUAUAUGCAGGCAUUUCAAGUACUCAUCUGGUUCUUUGCCUAUUCUUCGCUCACCGAUUGGUUCAAUACCUUUGGGUACACGGUUGCCUAAAGUUGGGGAACUAAAUGGACAGCCACUUGCAAUGCUAAGGCCAAAUGCAUCGCUAGGUGCUGCUCUGUCAAUGUUUGUUCAAGCUGAAGUUAGCUCAAUACCAAUUGUGGACGAUAAUGAUUCUUUGCUUGAUAUAUAUUCAAGAAGUGAUAUUACGGCGUUGGCGAAAGAUAAAGCUUAUGCUCGGAUAUCCCUUGAUGAGAUCAGUAUCCAUCAGGCAUUGCUUUUGAGACAAGAUGCAAAUUCUCCUUAUGGGCUUUGGAAUGGCCAGAGAUGUCAUAUGUGUUUGAAGUCUGAUUCGUUGCAGAAAGUUAUGGAGCGUUUAGCCAAUCCCGGAGUUAGGAGACUUGUGAUUGUGGAAGCUGGCAGCAAGCGCGUGGAAGGGAUAAUUUCCUUAAGUGACGUGUUCAAAUUCUUGUUAGGCUAACUGGGAAGGGAAAAGCAGUUUGGAAGAAUGGAUUUAGUUUAAUGGCACUUGUUUUCUGAGCAAUUCUCCUUCCUUUGCUUACAUUUUAGAGUUGUUGGAUGGGCAUCUUUGGUUCUUGUUGCUCACUUUUAGGGAUACAAAAUGGGAGAGAAAAUUCUGUAAAUUUAGUUUCAACUUUCUCCUUUGAAGAUCUUAAUGAAAUCUUUUUCUCCAUUGUGCCGGCACAUUAGGAAAGAUCGCAUGCAGCGAGCGUACGCUGUUUUGCUGGCUGGUUGUAAUUUCAUGUUAUUUUUUUGGAUGUUAAUUUAGAUUUUUCUGUUGAAACGUUGAUUAA
This is a messenger RNA of Arachis duranensis, 2243 nucleotides long. RefSeq names its product sucrose nonfermenting 4-like protein. Bases 461 to 1909 code for a protein of 482 amino acids. The transcript has 14 exons. The record is from RefSeq and is a predicted model, not a curated record. NCBI's taxonomy places the organism in Eukaryota, Viridiplantae, Streptophyta, Magnoliopsida, Fabales, Fabaceae.